CCCCUCCAUCACAAGCUAACUGAGUGAGCCGACGCUCCCUAGAAUGAACAACGUGUUUCAGGAAGAAGUUGGCGCCGGAGGCCGUCUACAUGGCUAGCUAGCACGCUAACCAAAACUAUGAAAGAUAGUCCUUUGUAUUGACCUUUCUCUCUGUCGUUAGUAAAGAAUUCCACAAUGAACGACAUGGAGUUCAGUGUCCCCCUGUCUUCCCUGGCCCUCCUGGUCCCUCCGCUGCGCCUCAUGUCAGCAGUGAUGUGGGAGGUGGUCCGUCAGAGGAACAUAAAGCACUAUGGGAAACUGGAGGAAUUUGUGUCCAUGGUAACAGAUGCAGUUCCUGAAUUGAUGAGCAAAAGAGAGGGGAGACUGCUCUCACUGGGCCUGAGAGCAAGGACAACUCUUGAACUGCUGCGCUCAGAGCACCCUGAGGAUCUGAAGGCUGUUGAGACCCACCUGAACAGAAUCCGGACGUCUUGCAUUGAGGAGACCAAUGAUCCUGUGAUUGAGGCACCAGAGGCGAAUUUUAUGAAGCUAGUGCAAGGUCUUAUUGAAGACACUGAUGGCAGAGAACAUUUCCUUAAGAAUGUUUUUCCAGUGGAGUACGGCCCUGACUUUGACACAGCUCUGGAGACUCUGGUUAGUGAAUUCUUUACCAGAUUGGAGGAGCUGCUGCCAAUUCCAGAUUUCAAACAGACUGCAUCGUGGAUCAGCGCUGCCCCAGCAGUUCUUGAGGAGUACAUGCAGUGUGUGUCAAAUGGAGAGGACCUUAAAUUUCUCCUCCAGAGCAAACAGUGUCAUGGGAAGCUGGCCAAGAGUAGCGUUGCUCCCUUUCCAUCAGAUGAUCUGCUCAUCCCCUCUCUGUGUCUCCCUCCAUCUCUGGAAGUGGCCAUUGCUUCCCACCCGAGUGCUUGUGAUGAUGAAAACAACGACGUUCCUCAGAUUGUCAUGUUCGAUGAGGAGCUAUCUACCAAUCCUUCCACAUCAGCCGACUUUCCUGAAUCACCGAAAAGGAGCGACAUGCCAUCCUCUCCUCGCAGGAGACAGACAUCAGGGCUGCAUAAAUGCCCUGAGUGUGACAAAUGCUUCAAGCAUCACUCAGUCCUCAUCGAGCACCAGAGAGUCCACAGCGGGCUGCAGCCAUACAACUGCUCUGAGUGUGGGAGGGCAUUCAGGACGGCAACUCUGCUGGCUGGUCACAGGCUGCGAAAAUGCAAAAAUGCUGCAUAUCUGUGCAUCAAAUGUGGAAACAGUUUUCCAACUUCCCUAGACAAAUUCAGACACCACUGUCCAAAGAGAGGCCGUAACUACGACUGUGGUCACUGCGGGAAGAGUUUUCAAAAGUCAAGCAGCUUAAAGGAACAUCUGCUAACUCACAUUCAGAGCCGGCUUUUCAAGUGCAGUCACUGUGGGGUCGGCUUUUCGGGAAUAGGUGAUCUGAAGUAUCAUCAGCAGGUGGAUCAUGAUAAACCGUAUCAGUGUAAGCAGUGUGGGAAGAGCUUUAUCACCUCAAAGUGUCUGUCUAAACACCAGCAGAGGCAUGAAGAACUUGGUGACCUGGAGACUCCCAAAUUAAUGAGUGGAGGUAAACAUAGGAAGAGUAGCUCAGUUCAUCGGACUUCCUCAUCCUCUUUGUCCUCCAGGAAAACAUCCAUGAAAGCCAUCUACCCCCGAGGACGAGUCACACACAACUGUCCGCUGUGUGGAAGGAGCUUCAAGUACCGCUUUGAAUUCCUGGAACACCAGAGGUUCCACACAGCAGUGAAGCCUUAUAAAUGUUCUCAGUGUGGGAAAGCUUUCAGAACAGAAGCUCACCUGUCGGGACACAGGAAGAGGAAGUGUAAAAACGCUGCCCACAUCUGCACCAAGUGUGGCUGUCAGUUCAGAUCCCUGCAUGAGCGAGUCAGACACCAGUGCGUCCAGCUAUUGACGAAAUACGAGUGUUCUCAUUGUGGGAAGACGUUUAAGAUGGCUCACCUACUGAGGAACCAUCAGCUGAGCGACCACCAACUUCCAUACAGCCCCAACCAUCGCUUCAGGUGCCGAUACUGUGAUGAGACGUUCCCUGGCAUCAGUGAGCUCAAGUAUCAUCAGAGAGUCGAUCAUGAGAAACCGUAUCAGUGUCAGGAGUGUGGAAAGUGUUUCCUGUCUGAAAAAUGCCUCAACAACCACGAGCUACGCCACAAUGAUGACCGUCCCGAGAGCUGUGUGGUGUGUGGCCGUGGCUUCAGAAACCGCUACGACCUGAAGCAGCACAUGCGCACCCACACAGGAGAGCGGCCAUACCAGUGCACACACUGCUCACAGUGUUUCUCAACAGCAGGGGGCCUGAGGAGCCACACCCGGGUCCACACCGGAGAGAAGCCGCAUGUUUGUCCUGACUGUGGGAAAGCUUUCUCUCAGAUGGGUGCCAUGCGCACCCACAGGCUCACCCACACAGGUGAGAGGCCAUUUAAGUGCACAGUGUGUGGGAAAGGAUUCACCAUGGCACAUAAGGUGACAGUUCACAUGCGCGUGCACACAGGAGAGAAGCCUUAUGUGUGCUCACAGUGUGGGAAAGCCUUCUCAGAUGGAAGUGUGCUGAAGCAGCACAUGCUGAACCACUCAGGUGUCAGACCGUACCACUGCCAGAUCUGCCCCAAGACCUACACCUGCCUGAACCACCUGAGGAGACACCUGAAGAGCCACUCCAACAUGAACUGAAUCAGACCUCAAAACAGAGCAGAGCACAACCUUGGACUGAACAUUUAACUCAGACACUGCAUUAGAUAGGCCUCUAAAGCUACAGUAGACCAACCAAUCUAAGCAAUACAUGAAGGCUUUUCAGACAACAUUGUACAGUCGCUUUUGGCAUUGAACUGAAAAUGUUUUUUUUUCCUUACUUAAAAGUAAUCACAAACCAAAAGUGAAGGACUUCGUUAACAUUUAAAGGAAUGGUUUGUCAUUUUUGGAGAAUGCACAUAAUGUUGAUGACAAUUUGAUGGGAAGAAUGAAACCAUUCUGUUUAAGGUGAUUUAAGGAUAAAAUGUGAAAAAUUUCUCCAGUUGUUGCAGCUGUUCUGUCUGGUAGGCACAGAUUCGUGCAGCUGCAACAACUGGCAGCUACCACUUACGUUAUGCGUGACGAAGUCAGCAGCUCUAAAGCACUUUAGGCUUUUUCUGCUUUGAUUUGUACUUAUCACCUUCACUUGUACUGAAAACUAGACACAAAUUACACUGCAAACUGUCAAAAAAUAAUCUUAGAAUAGGUGCAGCAUAUGUCAUGAGCAUACAUUUAUGCGUGCUUUGACUGAAUCCUUUAUAAUGCAGUGUAUUAGUUGUGCCAGAGUAUACUGCACAGCCGGAGAAAUGUCUGCACCUGAAGGUGCACGGUGUAUCCUGGUACAAUCGGUCACAUUAGGCUUGGAUAGAAAAACUCAGCCUUCUUGUUAAAAACAGCACACUCUGAAAAAAGUGUAUUGCCUAAUUGACUACAUUGGCCAUAGACAGUGAUGGAAGUUCUCAUAAAACAGAAAUUUCUCUUUAAAAGCCGAAACCUCAGGACAGUUAGCCUAGCUUAGCACAAAGACAGAGGCAGGAGGAAAAAGUUUUACUGUCUUUACAAUCAAACCAGAAAUUAAACAGUGUGGCUGAUAUAAAACCAGCUGUUUUAAGGUCAUAUAAAAUCAGUUACUGAGCUGUAAAGGUGCUUGUAAUUGAUUUUAAUGUGUCCAUGCCAGCGAGAGCCAUGAGCCAGAGGCAUUCUGCUCUCGGAUAGUCUGUCCAUCUGUCUGAGACAUUCAUAUGACCCCAGUAUUUCAGAAACACAGUAAGGGAUUUUUUUUUUUAUAACUUUGCACAAAUAUACACUCUUACUCCAAGAUUAAGUUACUCUUGUAGAUUGUAGGUCAAAGGUUGAGGUCAUUAAGCCUCAUAUUCAUCUGUUCCUUGUGAAUGCCAUAUCUUAAACAAACAAACAAAAAAAAAAACAACUUCGAGGGAUUUGUUUCCAACUUUACACAAAUUUCCACUCUGUCUCAAGGAUGAAUUGAAUCCCCUUUAGAGGUGCAAGGUCAAAAUGACCCCAGCCCCUUCUCUUGACCCACCACUGUACAUUCUCUGUCAGGCUGUUGUGUACCUUGCAGAGGCGCAAAACUGCCCGGCAGCAGUUGAAGUUAUUGACAUGUUGAACAGCAAAUCAGUUUCUUACUUGUAUUUCAACUUUUGAUUCUAAGAUGAGCAAAUCAGUCAUGGGUUUUAUUUUCAUAAUUGAUAGAUAUAAUGGUAACAAUCUCAAAUGUUCAGGAAAAACAUUUUCAAAAAGUGCCGAACUGUUCCUUUCACAGCACAACCUAACAGCAAGUUUUUCCCUGUUUACCUACCAGGCCUUUUCCCUAAGCCUUUUUUUCUCUCUUUGUAGCCACUUGUGCAUGAAAUGUGUGAAUGAUGUUGUGAAUCAUAUUUUGAUGAGAUUCUGUAUGUUCAGAAUGUGCCAUUUUGGUAAACAUAUAUUUUUGGAAAGGCCGGAAACAUUGAAGAAAUGAAAGAGUUUGACUGUAAAUAUGCAGAAAGACAAUAAUGUGAGAGUGCAAGGUCAGAGUGAUGGUACUGUUUAUUUCAACAUGGCAUAACUAUUCCUUGUAGGCCUUUUAUAUGCACCAAAAUGGUUUGCAAAAUUUGUGAAUCUCAAAUUAAAAGACCUUGGCUAUACCAUGUACAGAUUUUUUUUUUUUUUUUCUCAAAUCAACAGUUAAACUCCAGAGUUAGUGGUUUCACUAGAUGGCAGCAGGAGUUCAUUGCGCGUUUCCCCCUUUGAUCCAGAGGGUUU
Molecule: messenger RNA, 4800 nt
Organism: Cheilinus undulatus (humphead wrasse)
Lineage: Eukaryota; Metazoa; Chordata; Actinopteri; Labriformes; Labridae
Product: zinc finger protein 665-like
Exons: 7
Coding region: 175-2697 (840 amino acids)
Biological process (GO): regulation of transcription by RNA polymerase II
Molecular function (GO): DNA-binding transcription factor activity; RNA polymerase II cis-regulatory region sequence-specific DNA binding
Source: RefSeq, a predicted model, not a curated record